CGGGCGCGUCGCGUCUCUCCGCAGGCCCCGGCCGCGGCAUCCCCGAGUCCGGAGGUGAAGGUGCCAUGGAGCGGCCGGCGCCCCUGGCGGUGCUGCCUUUCUCGGACCCCGCGCACGCCCUGAGUCUGCUGCGCGGCCUGAGCCAGCUCCGCGCGGAGCGCAAGUUCCUGGACGUGACCCUGGAGGCGGCCGGCGGGCGCGACUUCCCAGCGCACCGCGCCGUGCUGGCGGCCGCCAGCCCCUACUUCCGCGCCAUGUUCGCUGGGCAGCUGCGCGAGAGCCGCGCGGAGCGGGUGCGCCUGCACGGCGUGCCACCCGACAUGCUGCAGCUGCUUCUGGACUUCAGCUACACGGGCCGCGUGGCGGUGAGUGGCGACAACGCCGAGCCGCUGCUGCGCGCCGCCGACCUGCUGCAGUUCCCGGCCGUGAAGGAAGCGUGCGGCGCCUUCCUGCAGCAGCAGCUCGACCUGGCCAACUGCCUGGACAUGCAGGACUUCGCGGAAGCCUUCAGCUGCGCGGGUCUGGCGAGCGCGGCGCAGCGCUUCAUCCUGCGCCACGUGGGCGAGCUGGGCGCAGAGCAGCUGGAGCGGCUGCCACUGGCGCGCCUGCUGCGCUACCUGCGCGACGACGGACUGUGCGUGCCCAAGGAGGAGGCGGCCUACCAGCUCGCGCUGCGCUGGGUGCGCGCUGAUCCACCGCGUCGCGCCGCGCACUGGCCGCAGCUGCUGGAGGCUGUACGCCUGCCCUUCGUGCGCCGCUUCUACCUGUUGGCGCACGUCGAGGCCGAGCCGCUGGUGGCGCGCUGCCCGCCCUGCCUGCGCCUGUUACGGGAGGCACGCGACUUCCAGGCGGCGCGCUAUGACCGCCACGACCGCGGGCCCUGUCCCCGCAUGCGCCCACGCCCCUCUACCGGCCUCGCCGAGAUCCUCGUGCUUGUGGGCGGCUGCGACCAGGACUGCGAUGAACUGGUUACGGUCGACUGCUAUAACCCGCAGACGGGCCAGUGGCGCUACCUGGCUGAGUUCCCCGAUCACCUGGGCGGGGGCUAUAGCAUUGUGGCUCUGGGCAAUGACAUCUACGUGACGGGUGGUUCUGAUGGCGCCCGGCUCUACGACUGUGUGUGGAGGUAUAACUCAAGCGUGAACGAGUGGACGGAGGUGGCGCCCAUGCUGAAGGCCCGGGAGUACCACAGCUCCUCUGUUCUGGAUGGGCUGCUGUACGUGGUGGCUGCAGAUAGCACAGAGCGCUAUGACCACACCACCGACUCCUGGGAGGCCCUGCAGCCCAUGACCUACCCCAUGGACAACUGCUCCACUACUGCCUGCCGCGGCCGCCUCUACGCCAUUGGCUCCCUGGCCGGCAAGGAGACCAUGGUGAUGCAGUGCUACCAUCCUGACACGGACCUGUGGUCACUGGUGGACUGUGGCCCCCUCCCACCCUGGUCCUUUGCACCCAAGACUGUGACUCUGAACGGACUCAUGUACUUCGUCAGGGAUGACUCUGCCGAGGUGGACGUGUACAACCCAGUGAAGAACGAAUGGGACAAGAUCCCGUCUAUGAAUCAGGUGCAUGUCGGGGGCAGCCUGGCUGUCCUGGGAGGGAAGCUGUAUGUGUCCGGGGGAUAUGACAACACUUUUGAACUCUCGGACGUGGUGGAAGCGUAUGACCCGGAGGCUCGGGCGUGGAGUGUGGUGGGCCGGCUCCCGGAGCCUACCUUCUGGCAUGGCAGCGUCAGCAUCUUCCGCCAGUUCAUGCCCCAGACGCCUUUGGGUGGGCGCGGCUUUGACCUGGACAGUGGCAGCAGUGAUGUGGAAGCAGGCCGACACCAGCCACCGCGGAACCCUGAAGAGCUGCACUAGCCCUGGCCUGGCCCAGGCGGGCCUUGGUGCGGGGAACCCUCCUUCACGCACAGCUCGGGUGGGCUCUCCAGGCAGAGCUCCGGCUCCUGAGCACUGGCUGAAGCCUGAACCCGUUGCCUGGAGGAUUUCUGGGCACUUGGAACCCAAGGCACAGCUGCUGGGGCCAAGGCCAGGCAUGGGUGCCUCUCCCUCGGUCCAGGAGAACCCCGCUGGCACGACUCCAGCCUGCCCAUGUGGUACACACCCCUUCUGCACCUGCCUCUCCCACCCUGGGAGCACAGGGCCAGGGGUCUUCCAUGCCUGCCUUCAGGCCCUCUCUGGGCCUGGAGCACUAGAGACCAGGCAGGCGAUGGUUGCAGUGGGGUCCCACACUCUGUGACCAGGUAGAGGGGGACCUACUGGGGUCUCACACCAAAGUGGAAGUGGGCUGCCUCCAGACGAGCACAGGGCCUAGGGACUGAGCCAGAGUAGUUCAGGGGGAUCCAGAUGAUACAGCUGUGGCAGAUGCUAGGCCUCUCUGCUCCACUGGCCUGUGUCAUGAUCCAGCACGAGACCUGCUUUCUGCAGGAAUGGAGCCACCCAGACUCCUGAUGAGCACCCAGGAAACCA
This is a messenger RNA of Sciurus carolinensis (gray squirrel), 2468 nucleotides long. RefSeq names its product kelch like family member 21 (gene Klhl21). The record is from RefSeq and is a predicted model, not a curated record. Gene Ontology annotation, biological process: protein ubiquitination. Bases 66 to 1859 code for a protein of 597 amino acids. The transcript is spliced from 4 exons. Gene Ontology annotation, molecular function: protein binding. Lineage: Eukaryota; Metazoa; Chordata; Mammalia; Rodentia; Sciuridae.